AUGCCCAAUCCACUUUUUGGGCUUCUAACGCCAAACCAUCAAAUUUCCAUUCCCACACCAUUGGCACUAGGACUUGGAGCUCUAGGUUUCGUCAGCCUCUGUUCUCGAAUCAAUUCAUAUCUAUCUAGGAAAGCCCUCAACCAUGGCCCAUCAACGCGGACCUGGGACUCGAAACUGGAGAUCGUCGUUGUGACAGGUGGUUCUAGCGGAAUCGGAGCCGCAAUUGUCGAGCUCUUAUCAGACAUGGGUGUCAAAACCAUCAUCUUGGAUAUCAACGAGCCACAGGAGAAGCUGAAACAAAACACAAUUUUCUAUCAAGUCGACCUUUCCAAACCAUCGCAAACCUCCUCAGUCGCAGCAAAGCUCCGUGCAGAACACGGUGACCCUACAGUUCUGAUCAACAACGCAGGAACCGAAUUCAACAAGCCCAUCCUAGAGCUCUCAGAGUCCCAGCUUCGAGGAACAUUCGGCGUGAACAUCCUCGCACACUUUUUCUUGGUCCAGGAAUUCCUUCCGGCCAUGGUAUCCCAGAACCACGGCCACGUGGUGAGCGUAGCCAGUCUAGGCUCUUUUACGACCAGCGCCAUCAACGUGGACUAUGCGUGCACGAAAUCGGCUGCGCUGGCGUUUUAUGAGGGGCUAGGUCAGGAGCUGAGGCAUGUGUAUAGGGCACCUGGGGUGCGCAAUUCGUGA
Penicillium verhagenii is the source of this 693-nucleotide messenger RNA. RefSeq names its product NAD(P)-binding protein. NCBI's taxonomy places the organism in Eukaryota, Fungi, Ascomycota, Eurotiomycetes, Eurotiales, Aspergillaceae. Bases 1 to 693 code for a protein of 230 amino acids. The transcript has 2 exons. Gene Ontology annotation, molecular function: oxidoreductase activity, acting on the CH-OH group of donors, NAD or NADP as acceptor. The record is from RefSeq and is a predicted model, not a curated record.